Molecule: messenger RNA, 871 nt
Organism: Asparagus officinalis (garden asparagus)
Lineage: Eukaryota; Viridiplantae; Streptophyta; Magnoliopsida; Asparagales; Asparagaceae
Product: DNA-directed RNA polymerases II, IV and V subunit 6A-like
Exons: 6
Coding region: 119-550 (143 amino acids)
Biological process (GO): DNA-templated transcription
Cellular component (GO): RNA polymerase I complex; RNA polymerase II, core complex; RNA polymerase III complex
Molecular function (GO): DNA-directed RNA polymerase activity; DNA binding
Source: RefSeq, a predicted model, not a curated record
UGAGAGAGUCCUGAUUAAUUACCUUCGUCGAGCGGAAGAGGAGAAAGUUCUAGGGUUUCAAUUUCUGCAGGGUUUAGGUCGAAAUUUGACAGAGCGAAAGGGGCGAGCAUUCGAUCAAAUGGCUGACGAAGAUUACAACGACAUGGACAUGGGGUAUGAGGAUGAGCCACCAGAGCCUGAAAUCGAGGAAGGGGCAGAGAUAGAUGCGGAGAAUAAUAAUGAAGAUGUUCCAGAUGAUAUCGUUGGAGGAGAAGCUGAAGACAAGGAUGAAGCAUCUGUUGAGCGGUCACGUAAAACUACAAAGUACAUGACAAAGUACGAGCGUGCAAGAAUUUUGGGUACACGUGCUCUCCAGAUUAGCAUGAAUGCACCAGUAAUGGUGGAGCUUGAAGGAGAGACUGAUCCCCUUGAGAUUGCGAUGAAGGAGCUGCGUGAGCGCAAGAUUCCAUUCACCAUCCGACGUUAUUUGCCUGAUGGAAGCUAUGAGGACUGGGGAGUUGAUGAGUUGAUAGUGGAAGACUCUUGGAAGAGGCAAGUUGGUGGGGAUUAAGCUAGUUCAUUCCUCUGCUUAAACGCUGGGGAAUUUUAUGGACUUUGAAUCUUGUUUCUUAGUGCUUGUUCAUAUUUGUAGAUUGUGCUAAUGUUUUUGUUUGUGUACCCUGUGAAUUGUGGAAACUGAGAAACCUAAUGGCUUUUAGACUCUUCUGUAGGGCCCAAACUUUGUGGGCUUUUGCAUUAUCGAAUCUUUGCCCUCUGCUGUCUUAGACUCUUCUGCUCAGCUUACAUGCAUGUAUCAAAGGCUGAUUGAGACAAUGAGACCUUGAUGAAGGUUAUCAGUGCUUUGAGAGAAUGAGAAAGACAGGUUAUGUUA